GUGCUGCUUGUAAUGAUGCUAGUGGUUUUGCAUUAUCAGGUGAAAAUUAUCUUGCCUCAGUCGAAUUACUUAAAACAUGCUUUGGUCGAACAGAUUUAAUUAUAAAUGCACAUAUGGGAAAAUUGUUAAAUUUAGAAGCUGUUAGGAAUGCUAACAACAUAUUUGCAUUACAAUUAAAGAAGUUAAAAAAUGAUACCACUGAAAUUUUGUCAAGUGCUAAAUUUGAAUUACAAGAGUGGGCAUAUAACUAUCCACGAAAUGAAAAGGAUGCCUUUGUUGUCGAACCUAUUUUAGAACAGUCAAAGCUUGAUAAAUUAAAUGAGAAUGAGUUUUUAGAUGACCCUUGCGAAGCUAAAACGGUCAGCAUUUUGGGACUUCUUUGGGAUUUGCAUGAUGACACAUUAAGUUGUGAUAUUAAGGCAUUAAAUGAAUCGAAAAAUAAACUUGUUACUAAAAGAACAAUUUUGUCUGAAAUUCAUAAAAUUUAUGACCCUAUUGGAUUCACCUGCCCUAUAAUUUUGAUUCCUAAAAUUAUGUUACAAAACUGCUGGGAAUUAAAAGUAACUUGGUAUGAAGCUCUUCCUGAAGAAAUUCAAAGGAAAUACGUGAAAUGGAAAAAUGAUGCAAAUCGUUUAACAGAAAUAAAAAUCCCCCUACAGAUGAUGCUUAAUAUUGAUUCUGAAUUGAAAUUAAUCUUUCAAAUAUUUUGUGAUGCAUCCCAAAUGGCAUAUGCAACCUGCAUUUAUUUAAGAAAUGAAAAUGAAACUAAAGUUUCUUGUCAUUUAGUUCAAGCACGAUCUAGAGUUUCUCCUCUAAAACCCACAUCAAUUUGUAUACUAGAAUUAUUAGCUUGUGUUGUUGGUGCAAGAUUAAUGAAAUCUAUAAAACAAGAUUUGAAAGUGAAAGAAAUACGAGCUCUUACUAAUCAUGAUACAUGGAAUUAUGUUCCUGGAAACUUGAAUCCUGCGGAUAUUCCGUCAAGAGGAUGUUCUGUUGAAACUAUUAAAGCCCAAAGAUGGCAUGAAGGUCCAGCAUGGUUGAAGUUGAAUCCAGACUGUUGGCCUACUUGUGAUAUUUCUCCUGACAAAAAUAUGAUUGAUCGAGAAAAAAGAAAGACAGUU
Molecule: messenger RNA, 1121 nt
Organism: Stegodyphus dumicola
Lineage: Eukaryota; Metazoa; Arthropoda; Arachnida; Araneae; Eresidae
Source: RefSeq, a predicted model, not a curated record